Messenger RNA from Anoplopoma fimbria (sablefish), 1951 nucleotides. RefSeq names its product cell death inducing DFFA like effector c (gene cidec). The transcript has 6 exons. Bases 115 to 858 code for a protein of 247 amino acids. NCBI's taxonomy places the organism in Eukaryota, Metazoa, Chordata, Actinopteri, Perciformes, Anoplopomatidae. The record is from RefSeq and is a predicted model, not a curated record. Gene Ontology annotation, biological process: apoptotic process; regulation of apoptotic process.
AGUGGUGCAAGAAACGGCAAGAAGAGAAGAGUGUAUCAGAAAGCUUCAGUGGAGUUAGGAGCAGCACUUCAGGAUCACAACGGCCACUAUAAGGAUUUUAUUCAAACACGGUCAAUGUGCUCUCAGAUGGAUUACGCUAUGAAGUCCCUCAGCCUUCUGACUCCAUCAACCCUCUCCAAGUGUGUGACAGCCAGCGUCUCAGCCAGCGCCUCCAUGACCCAGCAGCUCCUGUCGGGUCGAGCUCCUCGGCCAAAGCCUUACAGGGUCACAAAUGCUGACCAAAGCGUGAAGAAGGGCAUCAUGGCGGACACGCUAGAAGACCUGAUGAACAAGGUCGGUGACUCGUUGGGUGUAGUGUGUGUUAGCGCCCUGGUGCUGGAUGAAGACGGCACCGGGGUGGACACAGAGGAGUUCUUCCAGACGCUGCCUGACAACACUGUCCUCAUGGUCCUGGAGAAGGGCCACAAGUGGACCCCACGUCCGAACGGCACCUCCAGAGAUCAGCUCAGCGUGUACAGGCCACAGCGCCGGACAGAUGUGGCCAAGCUGACCUUUGACCUCUACAAAAACAACCCCAAGGAUUUCAUUGGCUGCCUGAACGUCAAAGCAACCCUGUACGGGACUUAUUCUUUGUCGUAUGACCUGCGCUGUUAUGCUGCCAAAAAUAUGCUGAAGGAGGUUCUGCGAUGGACACUCUUCUACAUGCAGGCCACGGGACACAUCCUGCUGGGCUCCUCCUGCUACAUCGAGCAGAUGCUGGAGGAGGAGGAGGAACGAGCAGUGAAUAGGGAGGUGCUGCCACAGGAAAGCAGGAUCAGGCAGCUGCAGAGCAUGCUGCUGGGAAAGAUAUCCCACUGAUUAUGGACCAGAGCUGACGAUGGUGGAGCAAACACCUUGUCCACUCUCAGAUUUAGGGCACAAUGUAGAUGACCACAGACGAAACUGCCGAUCUCUAUGUGUUCAUGUCACAGUUUUCUGUGCAGUUUGCAGACAUUUCAGACAUGGCAAUAGCCUCACAGUCACUUUAUUUGUUCUGUUACAUUUUUUUGCCCCAUAUGUACAAGCUAAUACCAGAAGUUAUUCUUCACAAAAGCACAUUUACUCAUUACUGUAACUUUUUCCUAUGGAGAUGAAUAAAUAAAACUAACCAUUUUUAUUUUACCGUUCCCAGUCUACAUACAGUAGGUCUACAAUUGAGCUUAUAUGUGCAGUGUGAGCCCAUUAAUCUGUCUUUGUGUGUCUGUGUGGUUCCUGGUCAAAGUCAGUGUAAUUGGCAACAGGUCCAGCUGUGUCUCCCACGCUUCCCUAAUUGUCCCUGGCCUGCACUGUCCUGUCAGCUGCAGCCUGCCCCUUCCCUCAGAAAAUCAGAGGAUGAGAACGAAGUUAGAGCAGCUGCAGGGGGCGAGAGGCCGGAAGCACAUUAUGCUGAGAGAAAAGAGAGAUGAUGGCAUCAGCUGGCGGCAGAAGUGCCACUUUUGCCAUCUUGUCGUAAAACGGUGGCAGCAAAAAGCUGAGGACAGAUUUUCAACUAAACUGGCGGUCUGAUACACCCAGAAAAAGAUAAAUAUCUAAGGUACAUAUCAGUAGGUCAAGAGUUGGAGACUGACUGUGCGACAUAAUACUAGUUGAUUUAUUGUUGGCUAAUGUAUUGAGGGAUGUGGAUGUUGUUUAAAUGUAAUGAGAUAAUGAUUCAUGGGAUGAUUAAAACAUUUUCCAACAGUAUUUGGUAUUGGCUCUUCAACAAUUAAAUUGCAUCUCAUGACUGCAUGAGCAGCAGUUGCAUCCAAUGGCAACAACAUUAAAGUGAUUGUGAACACUGGUCAAGUGCCAUUGUUUGCACUGAAAUGAGUCAUAGGGGUGCAUACUGACUGUCUCUUGUGCUUUAAUCUACAUUUGUUGUGGUUCACAGUAUUCCUAAUGACACUAUUAAAGUGUUUUUGUAGCCGUUCAA